AUGGAGUUUAAAUAUAUAUUGAUAGUAAUAGUUUUAGUUUAUUUACCAGUACUAAUUACAGGUCAAUAUACUUUAAGAGGAGUUCCUGAAAGUUAUGCAGUGUUAGGUGAAAAGUAUACAUUACAAUGUGAUGUUACAGAUUCACCUAUUGCUGUUGAGUGCCGUAAAAACGAUGUUUUUUUAUGUAGUAUAUUAUCUUCAACUUGUGAAAGUCAAUCAACAGAUAAUAGAUAUAAAUGUGGAUGUAUCAAUAAUAACAACAAAACACUAUAUCUCAAUAUAAGUAAUAUAAAUAAACAGGAUGAUACAACAUGGUCUUGUAGAGGUAAUUCUGGUGGACAAGGGUCAACUACUGUAACAGUUUAUUAUGGUCCAGCGAAAAUAAGAUUUAACCCUACUAGUGAUAACAUAGAUGUUAUAGAAGGAAAGACUCAGAGUGUCAACUGUUUAGCUGAUUGUAAACCAGAUUGUAACAUCACCUGGUCUAAAGAUGGACAAUAUACUAUAAGAGGAGUUCCUGAAAGUUAUGCAGUGUUAGGUGAAAAUUAUACAUUACAAUGUGAUGUUACAGAUUCACCUAAUUUUGUACAGUUCCGAAUAAACAAUGUUGCUGUAUGUAGUAUAUUAUCUUCAACUUGUGAAAGUCAAUCAACAGAUAAUAGAUAUAAAUGUGGAUAUGGUCCAGAGAAUAUAAUAUUUAACCCUACUAGUGAUAAUAUAGAUGUUAUAGAAGGAAAGAGUCAGAGUGUCAACUGUUUAGCUGAUUGUAAACCAGAUUGUAACAUCACCUGGUCUAAAGAUGGUUCAACAACAAUUCUAAAUAACCCUUUAUCACUUAGUACUAGAUAUCAAACUGGUUCUUAUAACUGUACAGUUAGACAUACUGUAUUAAAUAAACAACUUACAAAACAACUUAAUGUUCAGAUUUAUUAUGGUCCAGAUGAACUUACUUUCUCACCAGAUGUAACAAGUAUCAAAAUAAUAGAAGAUGGUCCAGAUAAACUUACUUUCUCACCAGAUGUAACAAGUAUCAAUAUAAUAGAAGGUAGAGAUCAAACUAUAACAUGUUUAACUGAUUGUUAUCAGUGUAAUUAUAAAUGGACUGGACCUGUUUCAUCACCAACUAAAGAUCUUGUAUUGACUCAAAUAAAAAGAAAUCAGGAAGGAAACUAUAGAUGUGAAGCUACCAAUAUUAAAAAUACCAACCCUAAAACAAGAUCUAAAUCUAUACAAGUUAAUGUACAUUAUCCACCUGAUAUAACCAGUGUAACAUCUGAUGCUGUAAAUAACGAAACUGAUGAAGGUUCUGAUAUCACAUUAAACUGUAAUGUUGAUAGUAAACCAGUAUCUACUGUAACCUGGUCAUCUUCUACUAGUACUGAUACUAACACUGGUCAACAGUGGACAUUAACACAAGCAAAAUGUCAGGAUACAGGAAUCUAUACAUGUACAGCUAAUAAUGGUAUUGGUCAAUCAACUACUAAAUCCUUACCAUUAAAUAUUAGAUGUAAGUUUAUGUUAAGUCAGUAUACUAUAAUCUAUACAUGUACAACUAAUAAUGGUAUUGGUCAGUCAACUACUAAAUCUUUACCAUUAAAUAUUAGAUGUCCACCAAUACUUAAAGAAGAACUGAAGAAAGAAAAAAGAGGAAAAAUUGGAGAAAUGGUAUUAUUAGAAAUAAAUAUAGAAGCUUAUCCUGAACCAAGUUUUAUAUGGAAACAGUUGAUGUCUGAUGUAGAAUAUCCCUUUGUUAAAACAGAGAAAGUUUCUGAAAAUAAUUUUAUAUCCACAUUAGAAUUGAUAUUAGAUCAAUCAUCGUUUGGUUAUUAUAUAAUUACUGUACAAAAUAUUAUUAAUGGUGAAACUAAAGCAAAAACCUGGGGAAUAAAAAUCAUUGAACUCGGUAAUUUUAUUUGUAUAAUUUGA
This is a messenger RNA of Lottia gigantea (owl limpet), 1926 nucleotides long. RefSeq lists its product as hypothetical. The transcript has 9 exons. Lineage: Eukaryota; Metazoa; Mollusca; Gastropoda; Lottiidae. Gene Ontology annotation, cellular component: cell-cell junction. Gene Ontology annotation, molecular function: cell adhesion molecule binding. The record is from RefSeq and is a predicted model, not a curated record. Bases 1 to 1926 code for a protein of 641 amino acids. Gene Ontology annotation, biological process: cell-cell adhesion.